AUGUCAUGCCGACCGCUACUGUUCCGCGACCUCAGAUGUCGAAACGACAUCAUCUGCCGCUCAUGUCUGGCCGCUCGCGCAAAGCAGCCGGCACAAGCAUGGCGGCCCGCGUCCUACAGCACCCAGGCCUCUCAAACCGCCAUCGCGCGUCAGCCAUCGAAAGAGGAACUGGCUCGCUACUUGGAAGGCCUCAAAAGCCUCCAGGCUCCCGACAAGGCCAAGACCAACGCCGACGACUUUUCUGUCCGAUUCUUCGAGCAGGGCGACCGAAACCGAAAAGAGCUGUCCAGUGAACAAGACUUUGGAGACUCCCUAGGCGGGGUCGAUGUCUCCGAACUGCGAAAUAAUCUCUUCAACCUGAGGUCAAAGCUCAGCAGCCAAGAUGACAAGGACGCCUUCAGAGAAGUCCUGAGCCAGAUUGGCGAAGGCUGGGGCAAGGUCAACUCUGCGGAGGAUGUUGAAAAAAUCAUAGCAAAGAUGGAAGAUUACGCACGGUCAAUCGAUGUCGAGAUUAAAGAAGCAAGCACCGAUCUCCCCAAAGGCGUGCUGGAGCAGCUCAUCGGGGAUGUGCCAGACCUGUCUCUGGAAGGCGACAGCUCCUCUGACCAACCCCAGGACUCGAUCCCGCAGGUGCGUAUAGAUCCUGACGACACAGCACAUCGCCGUCGGAAGAUUGUCAGGUUCAAUUCCAUCAUCAGCCGCUUCGUGCUCGCAGAGAAGGCCUCAGGCACCAAGGCAAAGGGUGUACAGUCUCUAUACAAAGCAUACCAUGCGACGAGACGGGCCCUGGCCCAAAACUGGAGCGAUGUUCCCCCAGCUGUCUGGGAGGUUCUCUGGAGAGCAUUCGCGAGCGAAAGGGACGACGUCAAUGAGAUGUCGCGCAUUGCUCUGCUUGCCAGGGACAUGAGCAGCGCCGGGGUUAUGCUUCGCCCCGCGCAGCAAGUCCUGGCCAUCGAGGCCGUCUUCGUCGACGGAUGGGAGUCCAAGGCCAUUGAAAACUGGAAGCGAUGCGUCAGCACGCUCGGGGCGGACAACGCCGAGACGUUUCAGGGCUUUUGGGAGCUCGGCGCGAGGAUGUACUGCCGUGUCGGCGAUCUGGAGCAGGCAGAGCGGGCAAUGAACAAGCUCCUCAGCCGCAACAUGAGCCCGCGCAUCCUGAUUCCCCUAAUUCGAACAAGCUGCGAACAGGGGACGGAGGAGGGCCGACAGAAAGCAUGGACUACCUACCGCCAAAUGCGGGAGCUUCUGGGCAAGGACAUGACCCUCACAGACUACGACCAGGUGAUAUCCUACUUCCUGACAGCCCAUUACAUGGAGAACGCCCUGUACGCUUUUGUCGACAUGAUGAGCGACGGCCGCAUCGAUCUGACCCGGCAAACAUUCCUGCCGUCUGUCGUUGCCAACAAGUUCUUCCUGGGCAAGUGGCUGAAGCGAUUGAUCGGCGCCGGAGACUUGAACGGCGCCUUCAGCGUGGUCAAAUUCAUGCGAGAAAAGGGCGUGGAGGCGGCGCCGAUACACCUCAACGGCCUCAUUGGAGCAUGGCAGCGGGCGGGCGGUGCCGACGACCUCGAAAACGCCGAUGCCCUGGGCUGGGAGCUGAUCGAGUCGAGGCUCAAGUUUGUGGCCAGCCGAAAGUCCAGCAGCGAGAGCCACGAGGACGGCGGCUCUACUACACCCUCACUCCAGAGCACCACUCCGGCCGAUCCGCCGCGGGCUACCCCUGAAACCUUCUGGCUGCUUGCCGAGAACUACCGCCAGCGAGGCCUUCAUGGCCGCCUGGAGGAGUUGUGGAACGCCUUCCGCGCGGCAGAGCUCAGCCCCGACGCCUUCAUGAUGAACCAGAUCAUGGAAUCUCUCAUCCAAGAAGGCCAGGCGAAAGAGGCAGUAGCCCUGUACCACUCCCUCGUAGACAGCAACAAGGUCGUCCCGGACCCAUACACCUUCAGCGCGCUCUGGAAGACCCUCGGCGUGAACCGCUACCAGAUCCGCGACGAGGAAACGCAAGCCACGGAGACCGAGGCCGCGCGGGCCCUGUUCAAGGAGACCCUCAAGCACAAGCAAGUCUUCCAAGCCGACGGCGGCAUCGACGGCCAGCUCGCCCGCAAGAUGCUCCACACCUUCCGCCGGCUGCACGACAACGCGGGCCUGCUCGUCGCCGUCACGGCCCUCCGGGAGAUUUUCAAGUUCCUGCCGCCCGAGACGCUCGUCAUGGAGAUGGUCAUGGGCACGACGAAGCUCUCGUGGGACACGCCGUCGCAGCGCCGCAGGCUGACGGUGACGAAAACCAAGAUUGAUCGCGAGCUGCUCGCGUGGGCAAGCUUUGACCCCAAGAAGCUCGAGGGCGAGCAGAGGCGCGGGGAGGCGCUGUAUGCGUAUCUGCAAAGGAGGUUUUGGCCCGACGAGGGCAGUGAGGCGGAGAAGAGGAGGGUGUUUGUCGAGGUGGCGAGGCAGAUGGGCGUGUAUGAGCUGUUAAGUCCGAAGAAGUGA
Trichoderma reesei QM6a is the source of this 2487-nucleotide messenger RNA. RefSeq lists its product as uncharacterized. The transcript has 2 exons. NCBI's taxonomy places the organism in Eukaryota, Fungi, Ascomycota, Sordariomycetes, Hypocreales, Hypocreaceae. Gene Ontology annotation, molecular function: protein binding. Bases 1 to 2487 code for a protein of 828 amino acids. The record is from RefSeq and is a predicted model, not a curated record.